Molecule: messenger RNA, 2932 nt
Organism: Salvelinus namaycush (lake trout)
Lineage: Eukaryota; Metazoa; Chordata; Actinopteri; Salmoniformes; Salmonidae
Product: pseudouridylate synthase 7 homolog-like protein
Exons: 10
Coding region: 307-2751 (814 amino acids)
Biological process (GO): pseudouridine synthesis
Cellular component (GO): nucleus
Molecular function (GO): pseudouridine synthase activity; RNA binding
Source: RefSeq, a predicted model, not a curated record
CUCAUGCUACAGUUUGCACAUGUGUUUGUUUAUUAGACAUGUAUUGCAAGAAAUAUGUCGUUUUAGGACAUUUAUUAUUGCAUUCAUUUAUAAUUAGAUGAUAUAAGUGAAAUGACAAAUUGUUUAAAGACUAUGAUUUCUGCUGUUGGUUGAGCUUGGUAAACAGUAACGUAUCCUAACAGUGUUAGCUAGCUAGCUACAAUGUUAUAGUGUGUUAUGGUGACACAUUGAUUCAUUUAGAAAAUUAAAUAUUUGUAGCACGGGCGCUUCACUCUACACAUUACAUAACUGGACAGUCUAUCUACCAUGACUAUGAAGGAGGAAGCACCGAGUGUCCCUGAGUGCUACAUCUCAGAACAUGAAGGGUUCUAUGGAACCAUCAAGAACUCCACCAGAGACUUUGUAGUCACAGAGAUAGACAUCCAUGGCCAGAUGGUUACUAAACCCAGUGUAUCUGAUGUCCCUCAAUCAUCCAACAUUACUGAGGCAUGCCCAGGUGCCAAGUCUGAAGGAAAGACAAAUAUUAUUAGCCCAAAACAUCAACACAACCUCAAAGAAGAGAAUUGUCCUCCGGUUGUAAAGGGUGUGGAUUCAGUACCUGGACCCGGUCAGAAUGGUGACAUCACAUCCACCGCCAGCCAAGACUGUUUUGACCUGAGCACGAUACUGGGUCAGGAUGUCUGUGAAGAGCUAGAGCAGUUCACUGCUUUACUGAGAGAGGCGUCAUCAAGUCCCAAUGAUGGCGUUGAGAAGAAUCUGGCCAACCAAGAAUCAUCCAAUGGCAGUGAGAAGAAGAUGGCCAGUCAAGAGCUAUCCCUGGGUUCAUUCCCAGACAAACACCAAAGAGCUAACGUCCACCGUGCUGUCCGACACAACUUUCCCUUCCUGUUGACAGUAACCAACCAAUCAGAGAUCAGGGUUAAGGAGGACCCUGACUUUAAGCUCCUAUCAGGUUUGGUCUCCGAGGAGGAGGCCGAAGACUUUAUCAGGUUCAUCGACACCAAGAUGCCUAACUCUGUGUACACGUUCAGGGGUGAUGACAGUAAGGAGCACAGGACGGCAGUGCACCACUUCCUCAGUAGACGGUUUGGUAAACUGGUGGAGACUAAGAGCUUCAGUGACCAGCAGCAGAAGACUAUGGCCAUUACGGUCAGGUUGAGAGAAAAAGGGAAACCCAGGAAGAGGACGGCUGAUGACAGUAAAGAGGAAGAGGUCUAUACAGCGUUCACUCUGAGGAAGGAGAACCUAGAGACUCUGGAGGCUAUCAGCUACAUGGCAGCUGUCCUGGGUGUGCUGCCCUCUGACUUCACCUACGCUGGCAUCAAGGACAAGAGGGCCGUCACCUACCAGUCCAUGGUGGUCAAGAAGAUCUCACCACAACGGCUGAGAGAGAAGGCCAGUGAGUUUGAGAAGAGGGGGGUGGUCCUCUCCUCCGUCCGCUCCGUCUCUGAGCCUCUUCAUCUGGGUAGACUCCAGGGGAACCACUUUGACCUGGUGGUACGGGAUCUGAGACCACACCAGGGUCAUGGCACACUGAUGGAGCUGGACUCACUGGUGCAGGAGGCUGUGGACAACGUAAAGGUCAAGGGGUUUGUGAACUACUAUGGACCUCAGAGGUUUGGGACUGGACAGAGUGUUCAGUCUGACCGCGUCGGACUGGCCCUGCUCAAAGGGGAAAUGGUGGCAGCUGUCCGUCUGUUCUUCACACCAGAAGAGGGUGAUGACCCUCAGAGCGUUGCCAAGAGACACUUCCUCCAGACUGAUAAUGCCAAGGAGGCCCUGUCUCUGAUGCCCAUGUCCAAGGCCAGAGAGAGGAUGAUGCUGAGGGCCCUACAUCGCUAUGGGACAGGCCCAGAGGGCUGCACCCGUGCCUGGCUCAGCCUGCCCCAUGGGAUGAGGGUCUUCUACCCCCACGCAUACUGCAGCCGGGUCUGGAACGAGGCGGCUGCACACAGGCUGGCCACGCUGGGCCACAGGGCCAGGCAGGGAGAUCUGGUCUGGAAGCAGAGGGGAGAGGAGGGGAUAGAGGCGGGAGAAACCAGCUUACCUCAGAUUCAUGUUGUUACUGCUGCAGAGGAGGACGUCUACUCACUAGGACAGGUGGUUCUUCCCAUGCUUGGCAACAGUGUGAAGUACCCAGAGAACCCUGUAGGGGGCUGGUACCAGGAGAGACUGGCGAGGGACGGACUACAGAGCUGUCGUUUCAGAGUCACUCCUCUCAAACUGAACCUCCCUGGCUGCUACCGCCCCUUACUGGCCAUCCCACAUAGCCUGACCUACAGGCUGGAGCAGAGCCAGAGAGCUGGGGAGAGGCAACAGGAUUGUAAUGGAAAGUCGCAGGCUAGUGGAGCGGUACCACAGCACCCUGACACAGACACAACUAGACCUGGAGGUCUGGAGAGGCAGAGAGGAGCGGAGAGCGUGCAGGGUAAUGGACAGGGGGAGUCAACGGUGCAGAACCCUGACACAGACACAACUAGACCUGGAGGUCUGGAGAGGCAGAGAGGAGGGGAGAGCGUGCAGGGUAAUGGACAGGGGGAGUCAACGGUGCAGAACCCUGACACAGACACAACUAGACCUGGAGGUCUGGAGAGGCAGAGAGGAGGGGAGAGCGUGCAGGGUAAUGGACAGGGGGAGUCAACGGUGCAGUACCCUGACACAGACACACCUAGUUUGACGUUGAACUUUGACCUGGACUCUUCCUGCUACGCUACCGUCUGCCUCAGAGAGGUCAUGAAAUGUGACCCUUAGACUGGAGUCUCAGAUGCUGUAUGUACUACUGUGUGUACAGUAUUUUGAUUAGUAUUGUGUUGUGUACACAGUGUGGCCUCUUGUGUAGAUGUAGGAUACUGCUACAGUAUUGUGAUCAGUUUGCCGAUUCGUUGCCUGAUUUGUCAGACAUGUCGUUAAUAAAAAAUGCUUUGUUAAUUUA